AUGCUUUUAGGGUGGGUCAUUUAUGAUCAUUUCGGUUCGUUCAUUACCAUGGAAGAUCCUACAUCUCAAGUAUUUCGACGAAAAAACAAGGAGUCUUUCCGUGUCCACCACGAAGGAAACGAUGAAGACGCGUCCCAACUCAUGAAUGGUGAGACGCAAUGCGACUGCAGAGAAUCAUGCGGCGAGAAUUUGGAGGACGUUGAAAUACGAUCACAUAAUUUGCUCCAGACUUCGCGAAUCCAUCCUCAAGUCCACAUCACCUCGAUCAGUUGGACAACCACUGACAAGCUUAUGACGCAGAUGCUUAGGCCGCGGCACAUCGCUUCCUCUGCUAAGACCGAGUGGCUACUUCGAAUGUCGAAGCUGGUGUCGGUUUGCCGCACAAGGUCUGAUCAACAACAGCAGUCCGUAGUUUAUGCCACCAUAUACAGGCCAAUCAAUGUCAUCAAAGCGCCCCAAGGCCUGACAGCUGAUAACUGCAAGUCUACAGCCAAAUGGAGCGAGCAUGUCAAUCAUGGGAAGUGGCUAUGGCCAAUUGAAUACCAGCUGAGAGCAUCGUCGACAAUGAGCUGGGAGCGUAGUCCGGGCCGUGCCCCUGAACUCACAGAUCGUCUACUCUACGCUAUGCGCCAAGAUUCAUACGGAAUGGCCAAGGACUCUACGUACACACUCCUAGAUGAUAUCGGCUCUCUACAUCAACGUAAAUUCAUUGUCAAGUUCCAACGUUCUUCCCAAGCCAUGCAAUCUUUCCUCGAUGAUAAAAAGGGUUGUACUGCUUGUAUGUCGCUCGUAUCUAGGGGUAUCCGCAGUUCCACUGAGCGUGCAGAGGUUGUGUAA
Molecule: messenger RNA, 837 nt
Organism: Laccaria bicolor S238N-H82
Lineage: Eukaryota; Fungi; Basidiomycota; Agaricomycetes; Agaricales; Hydnangiaceae
Exons: 10
Coding region: 1-837 (278 amino acids)
Source: RefSeq, a predicted model, not a curated record